Molecule: messenger RNA, 3358 nt
Organism: Exaiptasia diaphana
Lineage: Eukaryota; Metazoa; Cnidaria; Anthozoa; Actiniaria; Aiptasiidae
Exons: 20
Coding region: 84-3224 (1046 amino acids)
Source: RefSeq, a predicted model, not a curated record
CAARCUUGAUGCUAUGGGACGGUGCUGAAACAGUUCUAAAAGUUGAACAAAUUUUCAAAGUUUAAAGCCUGCAAGAGAUUGUCAUGAGGAAUUUGAUCCUCUCGUUCGUGUUUUUCCAGUUCUUCAGUGUGAACAUACAAGAAACUUUGUGUUUGGGUGUAACAGUUCAAACCAAUUGUCAUGGAACCUUGUCAAGCACUGGACGGAUAACUUCACCGAAUUACCCAGGCUUGUAUCCAAACUAUCAAAGGUGCUAUUGGUUACUAACAGCCAACCCAGGAACUGUUCAUAUUUACUUUGAAGACUUUGCUACUGAGUCUGGUUAUGACUAUGUAAGGGUGUACGACGGAAGUUCAACCUCAUCUAACCAAAUUGGUUCAUUCAGUGGCUCCUCCCUUCCAAACAACCUAACAAGCUCGUCCAAUCAGAUGUACAUUACGUUUAGUUCUGAUGGGUCCCACACUUAUAAAGGAUUUUCGUUAAAGUAUUCUAAUAGCUCAGAUGCUUGCAGCAAUUACACAGAGCUGAAUGAUUAUCGCCGAUCAAGGUAUCAUAGUUCAUAUGGGACUAGAUGUGAUUACUACGACCUGUCCAAAGGCUGGUACCGUUUUACUGGUGCAGCAGGAACACACAUAGCAACAUCAUGCGUUCCUAAAUAUCAUUGCGGUACAUACGUACCAGGAUGGAUGAAUGGUUCACACCCAAGCAUACAAGAGGGGACAGUGAAUCGAACGGUCUGCUAUCACUGGUACUCUAGCUGCUGCACCUGGAGCAACACAAUUCGAGUCAAAAACUGCGGUGGUUACUAUGUUUAUGAGCUUGACAGAACACCAGCAUGUCACUUACGAUACUGCGGCAAUGGAGCAGUAAACUCGACGAUAUCGCCUUCUUCAACAUCAACUCAAAGCAUUGUACCGACAGCUACACAAUGGGCUCGUCCUCUUUCAACUUCCACUCAAAGCAUUGUACCGACAUCUACACAACGGACGCCACUACCAACAUCAACUCAAGCCGCAGUUUAUCCUACAACAUCAGUACAAGACAUGUGCAGCAAUUACAGAGUGYUGACCUCUGCUARUCGAUCAAAGCAUCAUCCUUCAAGCGCAUAUGAAUGUGAUAACUACUUGACUAAAGGCUGGUAUCGUUUUACUGGUGCAGCAGGGACACACAUAGCAACAUAUUGCGUUCCCGGGAGACAUUGCAACGCAUAUUAUUCUGGUUGGAUGUAUGGUUCACAUCCGACUGUAGGCGAAGGCAUCGUAUACCGCACAGUCUACUAUAGCUCGCCUGGCUAUUGCAGCUAUAGUUAUUCUAACACAAUUAGAGUUAAAAAUUGCAGCAGCUUCUUUGUUUAUGAGCUUGACAGAACACCAGCAUGUAAUCUGCGGUACUGUGGCAAUGGAACAGGACCUGCAACCUUGCAUACCUUGGAUUUCCUCAUUUCGCUGAUAGAAAAGAUGGAGAGACUAAAUAACAAUAUGCCAAUGGCAGCAAUCUUGAGUUACAUCAGAACAUUUGCCGGUUAUGAUGAUGCCAAAUGGACAACGUUACUUGGAGCUACAAACGGCUCUUUGCCCAAUGGUAUUCUAAUGUUAAAUGAGACAACUGCGCUCAUCAACAUGGUCCAGCAUCGUUUCUCUGGGCAACUAGAACAGGGCGUGGCCUUGACACCAUACGGAAACGUAGCAAUGGGUCCUGUUAUARCAGGGAUAUGUGCAGGKCUUARUAGGAAUARRAACCUCUGGCUAUGGCAGAUAUCACGACAAAUCGACAACCUAUACRUGGCAACACUUGCUGGUGAUCUUGGUCUGACGUCCCUCGUCAAGAAAAUCAAACCUUAUCUACCAUUGCUUGGKCCAUCAGGUGUCUGGUCACCMAACACUCAGUGCCCACAAUACUUCUCUGUCAGCGGGUCAACACCUUCAAUGGCUACAGAUGCACAGAUUCGCGGUGGAAUUGACGGAUUCUUACUGGGUUUUAAGCUACCAGAGUGGAUAAGUCGAGGUGUCCGUCUAUCUCAGUUGCUACGAAUGUAUUAUCAAGGUGGAGUUGUGUAUGACAAAGAGUUUGCUGCAUGCAGACGAAUGAAUACUUUUAGAAAGAUUGUUCAUGACAGAGAYUUAGCAGAACAAACCACAUCGGCCACUUAUGCAGUAAAAGCUCUUUGGAACAACGGUUUAGAUUUCUCGUCAGUGCAAUAUUAUGAAAUCCCUCAACUUGCCAAUAACACUGUUCAGCAAUUUUAUAACCAUACAACAAGCUUUUUCAGCAGACACAGUUGCCCAGCACCUGGAGACGAUGAAGGAUGUUCGCUGUCCGCUAACAUUGUGUUCGUACUUGACGAGUCUGGAAGCAUCGGUUKGAGCAACUACGAAGUAGAGAAAGAGUUUGUACAGAAAAUCAUUGACGCGUUUGAAAUUUCGCCAUAUAAAGCCCGCGUUGCUGUWGUGGAAUACGCUARCUAUGCGUACGAAUCCAUCAGACUUGGAGAGCAUUCUUCUAAAUCUGCAUUGUUGUGCGCCGUGRACAAACUUACUUUUGCAAGUGGCGGUACAGCAACCAGGCUGGCUCUACAGAAAGCUUAUGAUAUUCUUAUAAAUGCUCGGUCCAAUGUUAACCCUAACCAGGCUAACGAUCCACAGAUCGUCAUUCUACUGACCGAUGGCCAUUCGAACGGCGGUUUAUCGUCAAUCGUGAGCACCCUCAAGCAAAACAUUAGAGGGUUGACAAUGGUCGCUGUAGGUGUUGGUAGUUACAACCUCAAUGAGCUUCAACUUAUUGCUACUGAUCCGAACAAACACGUGUUGAGUACAAAUGACUUCAACAAACUGAUAGGUUUGGCUCAACAACUCAAAAACCAAACAUGCAACACUGCAACCGUUUUGAAACCCGAUGUACGAAGUAUCAAUGCAUCAAGCUACAAUCAGACCCAAGUAACAGGAUACGUAUCGCCUGGAAAACCGCGGUAUUUUAAACUGGAUUCUGUGACUAUUUACAAUGUCAACAUCAGAAUAACGAUAACGUCAUAUUUUGGUACAUUGAUCAUUUAUGGUUCAUGGAGCGACAGCACACCUAACGAGUACAACCACGAUUUUAAAUACACAGUCAGAGAAUUCCAGUGGAGCGGUAGUAACAACGGUAAAGAUCUAAAAUACAUCAUGAUGUGCUCAAUAAUUAUAUCCUAUUUUCUUUUCGUUCUCAGGURUAUCAGUGGCGUUAAAUGACAUUUGCAAAGCUAACAAUGUAUCGUGUUAUGGGCGUGGACUGUUCAUCGCACUUGUUGGAGGAAACUCGUCCAAUUCUUGUUCCGAUCGAGAUUGCUCYGUUCCUUACCAGAUAAAGUUUACACUGUUUGCAG